Messenger RNA from Sardina pilchardus (European sardine), 741 nucleotides. RefSeq names its product gap junction beta-3 protein-like. Gene Ontology annotation, molecular function: gap junction channel activity. Gene Ontology annotation, biological process: cell-cell signaling. NCBI's taxonomy places the organism in Eukaryota, Metazoa, Chordata, Actinopteri, Clupeiformes, Clupeidae. The record is from RefSeq and is a predicted model, not a curated record. Gene Ontology annotation, cellular component: connexin complex. The coding region runs from base 1 to 741 and encodes 246 amino acids. The transcript has a single exon.
AUGGAUUGGAAGGGUCUGGAGGGUCUCCUUAGUGGAGUGAAUAAGUACUCAACAGCCUUUGGUCGAAUCUGGCUGUCACUGGUGUUUGUUUUCCGUGUCAUGGUCUUUGUGGUGGCAGCUGAGCGUGUGUGGGCCGAUGAGCAGAAGGAUUUCGACUGCAACACACUGAUGCCAGGGUGUGCCAACGCCUGCUACAACUACACUUUCCCCAUCUCGCACAUCCGCCUGUGGGCCCUCCAGCUCAUCUUUGUCACCUGUCCCUCUUUUAUGGUGGUGAUGCAUGUGUGGUACCGCGAGGAUCGUGAGCGCAAAUAUCAAGCCAAACAUGGUCCUGAUUCGCGUCUUUAUGACAACCCUGGACAGAAGCAUGGCGGUCUGUGGUGGACUUACCUUCUUAGCUUGUUCUUCAAGACAGGCAUGGAGGUGCUUUUCCUCUAUCUACUGCACUACAUUUACAACAACUUCAAUAUGCCCCGCAAGGUGGCCUGCGAUAUGUGGCCCUGUCAACACCAAGUAGAGUGCUACAUCGCUCGCCCUACCGAGAAGCGGAUCUUCACAUACUUUAUGGUCGGUGCCUCAGCAAUCUGCAUUGUGCUCAACGUCUGUGAGAUCCUCUAUCUUAUUGCCAUGCGUGUUGCGCGCCACAGUCAAAGGAGUGCUGCCACAAGGAGGACCUGUCGAGAGCCUCACUGCACUGAGUGUAGCCUGCCCAUGACCACCAAGGGAUUGAAACCAGAUUGA